CCAUAUCCUUUCCUCUUCGCAAGCCUCCCCCACCUUCAUCUCCUCCUCCGCCUCCUCGCCUCCCCACCCCUUCUAGAACCUUCCAGAACCCCAGAGAGGCGGCGAGAUGCACGGCGUCCUCACCUCCCCGUGCCUGCGCCCCCCUCCCCUCCUCCGCCGCGCCUUCCCGAGCCCCGCCACCCGCCUCCUCCCGCCCCAAACCCUAGCCCUCCGCCCGCUCCCCCUCCCCCGCGGCCUCCGCUCGUCGCCGCCGCCGCCGCGCGCCGCGGCGGAGGCGGCGGCUUCGGCGGUGGGCGGGCUGCUGGCCCCGCUCUCGACGCUGGAGGUCGGCCUGCGGAGCGUCAACCUCGCGCCGCUGCGGGCGCCGGUGGCCGCGGCGAUGUCGGCGGUGGUGCGGUGGCUGGGGGUGUACAGGGAGGUGCUGCUCGUCGGCGUGCUCUUCUCGUGGUUCCCCAACAUCCCCUGGGACCGCCAGCCAUUCUCCGCGCUGCGCGACCUCUGCGACCCCUUCCUCGCGCUCUGCCGCGAGGUCAUGCCCCCCGUGUUCGGCCGCAAGCUCGACCUCAGCCCGCUCAUCGCGUUCAUGGCCAUUGACAUCAUCAUCAUGAUCCUUCGCCCGCAGCCACGCAUGUGAUUGCUCCCGGUGGUUAUGGGAUUGGAGGAUGCUGGUUGGUAAAUUAGGUUUACUAUCGGGGCACAGGCUAUUUUCGGUCAAUCAACAAGGGAUGGUGCUGCUGAAUUUUGCAAGACAAGAAAUGGUUGGUUGAGUAAAGUUGCAAAGCCAAUAUAGUUCUUCUAAAGGUAGCUCAAUUUGAGUAAUUUCGAGAAGUUUGUUUUCAAGUGUAGCUCUUCUAUGUAUGGCACUCGAGGAUUGUACAAGUAGUAUAUGUGCUAGCUACAUUUUUUUUUUGUUUUCUUUGCAAAUCUUGCUCUCUGCUCGGAUUGGCAGUACAUCCUGCACAUGCGUUUAAUGUGAUUUCAAAUUAUUGUAUCUUAAGCGUCUAGGCUCAUGUUCCUCAACGGUUUGUGACAAUUCUUCUGGAAUCUCAAUUAACACAGGCACGAGCUUAUAUAUUCAUAUACGCUUUUCUGAUC
Molecule: messenger RNA, 1095 nt
Organism: Oryza sativa Japonica Group (Japanese rice)
Lineage: Eukaryota; Viridiplantae; Streptophyta; Magnoliopsida; Poales; Poaceae
Product: protein COFACTOR ASSEMBLY OF COMPLEX C SUBUNIT B CCB3, chloroplastic
Biological process (GO): chloroplast fission
Cellular component (GO): membrane; chloroplast
Source: RefSeq, a predicted model, not a curated record